AUGGCGAGAAUUAAAUCUCCUUUCUUUUGGUUGCUGUGGGUGUUUCAAGCCUUUGCCCUCGUUGCAACACACCCUCACAACCAUGCCCACCACGCCCACCAUCGGUUCUUUCAAAACCACACUACCAUUUCGCAAAGAGAUAAUAAAGUACCACUGCGGAUUCUGCCGCUCGGGGCCUCCAUUACCUGGGGCCUUCUAUCAGCCAGCGGCAAUGGAUACCGCAAGCCUCUGCGUGAUGCUUUACGGUCCGAUGGCUGGGAGGUAGACAUGGUGGGCACCAAGACGAACGGUAACAUGUUUGACAAUGAGGUUGAAGCCCAUUCGGGUGAUACCAUUGAUCAAGUCAAAGCGGCUGCGCAAGGGUCUCUGAAUUAUCGUCCUAACGUAGUGCUCAUCAACGCCGGGACAAACGAUUGCCGUCUCAAGAUUGACAUAGUAAACACGGGACAGCGCAUGAGAUCUUUAAUCAACAGUCUGCUCGCUGGUGAUGGCAUGGAAAAAACGACAAUCAUCUUAUCAACCCUCAUACCCUCGACGGAGGGCAACACAGCCACUUACCGCCCUACUGUCAAUAUGCAGUUCCGUCAACUCGUCCGCGAAAUGCAAGAUGACGGGGUCUCCAUCGUCCUUGCCGAUAUGGAUCCAGAGUACCCUUCCAAUGGAAAUGGGUGGAUAGCGUUCCCUGGCGACUUCGACCACAAUGGCGUCGUCGACAGCACGCACCCUAAUGAGCAAGGGUAUGCCAAGAUGGCAUAUGUAUGGUACAAGGCUAUUCAGGAAGCUGACAAAAAGGGAUUUUUGAAGACACCGAAUGAAAUGGAUAGUACAGGUGGAUCCUGUGAGAAGCAGUAUGGAGACGGGGUGUCAGCUGGAGGGCUGACACAAAGAGGCAGUGGAGAGGAUGAUGGUAUAUACUAUCAUUCUAGCGAGUCCAAAGGAAAGGUCUUGUCAAUCAUUAGCGAUUAUGAUCGUGACCAAUGGUUCUUCGCGCGGUUGUUUCGACGUGACCGGGAUGAUCUGCUCGGUUGGUUUCAACAGGAUGACGGCUCUGUCGCGUAUGGCACUUGGAGGAAUACAGGAAAGGAAUCAGAAAUGUUUGUCAAGAUUGCCGAUACGACAGUGGACGACAAUUGCAUCCAACCCGGUGUUAAUUUCAUUGAUAUUAAUGCCGAUGGCUUAGAUGAUUUUGUCUGCAUUGGAAAGGAUGGCACGGCCUAUGCCUCGAUCAACCAGGGUGAUGGUACAAACUCCAAGCCCCCAACUUUUAAAUCCAUUGGCAAAAUCAAAGAACCUGAAGGCUAUCCUCAAGCACGAGUCCGGUUAGCUGAUAUUGACGGCGACGGACGUGCCGACUACUGCGUGAUAGCAGACAACGGUGACACUACCUGCUGGCGCAAUGGGUGGAUUGACGAUGUACCUAAAUACUGGCAGGCACUGGGGAAGCGAUUUACUGGAAAGGGCUUUGGGGAUGUCAAUGGUGUGCGGUUUGAGGACAUUAACGGCGACGGGCGCGAUGACUGGCUCUGGCUUGAUGAUGUGGGCCAGACUACAACCUACACCAAUUCACGCAGCUGUCAAAAGGGCAAGGAAGGAGAUGGCCUGAACGUCGCGUGGCGUCAGGGCUUCGCUAAGGGAGCUAGCUCUGGCCCGACGCAUUUCGGAAUGAGCGGCUAUGGGGAUGAAGGACUGCGCAAGCGCGUUCAUUUUGCCCGUGUAUAUGGAGAGCCCCAGGACUUUGGCCUCCUUGGAAGACAGGACUACGUGUUCAUGGAACAUGUCAAGGAAGAUGAUAAGCAUCGGUUUAACAUGCGUGUGUGGAAGAACACCGGUCACGGAUCCACCAAGCUCCGCGCCGAUGGCAACGCUUACUGCAACAUGCUUGGACAUUCCAAUGGAAUGAUGGACUAUGUAUGGAUCCUGUCGAAGGGAGACAUGCACAUUUAUGAGAAUCAGGGAAUGACGACAGUCGAGGAUGAUGGCCCAGGCUUCUGGGGCGCCAACUAUAUGAUAUUUGACCCGUCUACGCAAGCAAUUGGAAAGGAUUUAGACCGUCGUGAUCUACAUCUCACUGAUUGGGAUGGCGAUGGAGCCUGUGACAUUGUAUGGACAGAUCCUGACAAUGACAACCGCGUCAAGCUGUGGCGCAACCGUAUCAAAGAGACAGGGCACUUUGAUUGGGAAUACCAUUCUGACCCGGCCCCAGAUCUCCACUGCCCUGAGAAACGUGGAAUUGGACUUUUUGAUCGCCCAGUUCAAUUUGCCGAUAUUUCAGGCAACGGCAAAGGCGAUUACAUCUGUUUGGAGAAGGAUGGCCGAUCAUGGGGAUAUGUGCACAACGAGGUUGGAACCUGGGAUCUCGUUGACCAGUACAAAUUCUCCGAAGGAAAAGACCGGGCCAAUCUUCAAUGGGCAGAUGUGGAUGGCGACGGCAAAGCGGACAUGAUCCACACGAAUAAGUUCAAUGGCGACGGUACUGUAUGGCUGAACAAAGGCCGCAAGGAUAUCGGUAACUCGCGGUACGAGUGGGACCCUGUUGGGGUGAAAUAUCAGGGUGCAGUUGCCGGAUCUUGCACUUACUUCCCCGACCUUGACGGAAAUGGCCGCGCAGACAUGCAUUCAAUCCUUUAUACGUGGUACAAUACCGCCAAAACGUGGUUCAGCCGUUGUGGUCGUCCCAACAGGGUUGGCGAUGACGGCGUUGUUUCAGACCCGCAUCUCCCUAUAAUGCCCGAUGGAGAGGAUGAUAUCGGCGAUGGCAAUGAUGUAGAUGACGAUGAGGAUACUGACGGCCUCGACGACGAUGUGUUUCAUUGUACAAACACCUACAAAACGAUCGACGAUAUCUCUGACGACAUUGGAUAUCGGUGUGGACCAAUUUUCCUACUGGAGACAAUGCAAACGAUGCUUGAGGAUGAUAUCAAGAAUUACACUGAGCUUCUAGCUGACGGCUACGACAAAAAAUUCAAAACAUACUCCAAGGCUGUGGUGGAAGGAGCCCCAACUAUCAUCCAUGACUUCUAUAUGGACCAUGGCAUUGAUUACUUCACAUGCAUUGUGGCAGAAUGGCAACCGAUGUGCGCUAAAUGCGGAUUGCAAUAUGGCAAAACAAGCCCUGUGUGUCGUUAUUGUGUGAUUUUUGAAGAUGAUAUUGGAUUUUUGAACGUUUCGGAGCCGUGUCCACCGGAUACUUCCUUGCGCGCAAGCACCAAGGAACGACCCUUUCAUCAGACCACUUACUGGAGCUUCCAAAAUGAAGGCAAGGAAGAUCAGUUCUACGCGGAUGUGCUGGCGGAGACGGGCAUACCCCGUGGGCGGACGUAUUUAGGCAUGUAUGAUCACCAAAGCAACAAACAGGAUUGCCAUGAUUACCCACGCUGCUACCAAUACGGAUGGGAAAUCGGUGUGCCUAUGAUCAGCAACGGGUACACUGUCGAUGAUGUGGUCGAUCCCAAGGAAACUAUCUCCGAAUUAUUGGGCAAAACAAAGGACUUGCGCAAGGGCCUCGAAAUGGCCAUCAUAUCACAGCGCAUUGAUGCACGCCGUAGCUGGACUGGGUCGGAUAUGGUCGAUGCCGUCUCAGUGCCCAUCUUGAUGAUUCACCAAGCCAUUGCGUCAAUGCAACAAGUUGUCGACACUGCGGAAGAAAUUGACAGAGAAAACCGCAAGCGCCAGAUUCUGCUCUUUCUCUCAGCGUUCCUCUUCCUCAUUCCCAUCGGUGGUGAAGUCAUCGGCGCGAUUAGUGGACUUGCUAGUAUCGGGCGAUUUAUCGCCCUAGCUGGUGAAGCCGCUCUGGUCGGUAUCGAUAUCUAUUCUGUCGUUGAUGAUCCUUCCUCUGCCCCCUUUGUUAUUUUCAGUUAUAUCCUCAGCGCAGGGGCUCUUAACGAUGCCGUCAAGGUCAACAAGGCUGCGAAGGCAAAACGUGGGAUGGGCGCAAAGGACUUGGCGAAGCUUGGAGCAGACUUUGAGAGAGGGAUGACCAAAAUUGAUACGAUCAUGAGGGCGUGCAAGGCGUGA
Messenger RNA from Penicillium coprophilum, 4014 nucleotides. Its product is annotated as putative esterase. The record is from RefSeq and is a predicted model, not a curated record. Gene Ontology annotation, molecular function: phosphatidylcholine lysophospholipase A1 activity. The coding region runs from base 1 to 4014 and encodes 1337 amino acids. The transcript has 3 exons. NCBI's taxonomy places the organism in Eukaryota, Fungi, Ascomycota, Eurotiomycetes, Eurotiales, Aspergillaceae.